AAUCUUAUCUGUUCAGAGUGUGGAGAUGAAUUUACUUUACAGAGUCAGCUGUCCAUACACAUGGAAGAACAUCGUCAAGAAUUGGCAGGCAGUAGGAUCCACAGCUGCAAGUCUUGCAAAAAGGAAUUUGAAACUUCCUCACAGCUAAAGGAGCAUAUGAAAACUCACUAUAAAAUAAGGGUAUCAAAUACCAGAUCUUAUAACAGAAAUAUUGACAGAAGUGGGUUUACCUAUUCCUGUCCCCACUGUGGAAAGACGUUCCAGAAGCCGAGUCAGUUAACACGACAUGUUAGGAUACACACAGGUGAAAGACCUUUUAAAUGCAGUGAAUGUGGAAAAGCCUUUAACCAGAAGGGGGCAUUGCAGACCCAUAUGAUCAAGCACACUGGUGAAAAACCCCACGCUUGUGCCUUUUGUCCUGCAGCCUUUUCUCAGAAAGGCAAUCUUCAGUCACACAUACAGAGAGUUCAUUCAGAGGUGAAGAAUGGCCCUACAUACAACUGUACAGAAUGUAGCUGUGUCUUCAAAAGCUUGGGUAGUUUAAAUACGCAUAUCAGCAAGAUGCACAUGAGUGGUCCACAGAAUUCUGCAAGCUCUUCAACAGAUGUAUCUCACGUUACAGCGGACUCUGUCACUCAGCCUUUAACAACAUCCCCUGCUAAUCUUUUGCAAACUGUUGAUAACAAAUGGAAGAAUGCCACGCAUUUUCGGUCUCCACUUCUUCAACAGACAGAAAACCAGGUGUCUUCAGCUCCUGCACAUCAAGGUCAGCAGGCUGUAACUGAUGUCAUCCAGCAGCUUCUUGAGUUAUCAGAACCAGGUCCUGUAGAAAAUAACCAGCCCCAACAACCUGGUCAACAACUCAACAUUGCAGUGGGAAUCAAUAGAGAUAUUUUGCAGCAAGCUUUAGAGAACAGUGGGUUGUCUUCGAUUCCCGUCUCUGCACAUUCUACUGACUGCAGCCAGGCUAAGACUCCUGGGGCCCAGGAUCAGAACCCAGACGUCCAGACUCUCUCAAAUCAUCAGGCUGACUCUAAUGCAGAACAAGAUAAGGAGCAAGAGAGUACAGAUAAACUGGAUAAAAAAGAAAAAAAGGUUAUUAAGAAAAAAUCACCGUUUUUACCUGGUUCUAUACGUGAAGAAAAUGGAAUAAGGUGGCAUGUUUGUCCAUAUUGCUCUAAAGAAUUUAAAAAACCAAGUGAUCUAGUGCGCCACAUUCGCAUUCAUACCCAUGAGAAGCCGUUCAAGUGUCCCCAGUGUUUCCGCGCCUUUGCUGUUAAGAGUACUCUCACAGCACACAUAAAAACACAUACUGGCAUUAAAGCUUUCAAGUGCCAAUUUUGUAUGAAAUGCUUUUCCACCUCAGGGAGUUUAAAAGUUCACAUUCGUCUACAUACAGGUGUUAGGCCUUUUGCUUGUCCUCACUGUGAUAAAAAGUUUAGAACAUCGGGCCACCGGAAGACUCAUAUUGCUUCACAUUUUAAACAUACUGAACUAAGAAAGCUGCGACAUCAACGUAAACCUGCAAAAGUUCGAGUAGGAAAGACGAGUGUUCCAGUACCAGAUAUUCCUUUGCAAGAGCCCAUACUCAUAACUGAUUUAGGUCUUAUCCAGCCAAUCCCAAGGAAUAGCCAGUUCUUCCAAAAUUAUUUUAACAAUAAUUUUGUGAAUGAUGCAGACAGACCAUACAAAUGUUUUUAUUGCCAUCGAGCCUAUAAAAAAUCUUGUCAUCUUAAACAACACAUCAGGUCACAUACUGGUGAAAAGCCAUUUAAGUGCUCUCAGUGUGGAAGAGGUUUUGUGUCAGCUGGAGUUCUGAAAGCACAUAUUAGAACACACACUGGAUUGAAAGCUUUUAAGUGUCUUAUAUGCAACGGGGCCUUCACUACUGGUGGUAGCCUCAGGCGACAUAUGGGGAUCCAUAAUGACCUUCGACCGUAUAUGUGUCCGUAUUGUCAAAAAACAUUCAAAACAUCACUAAACUGUAAAAAACACAUGAAGACUCAUAGAUAUGAACUUGCACAGCAACUUCAGCAGCAUCAGCAGUCUGCUUCAAUAGAUGAUUCUACAGUAGACCAGCAGAGCAUUCAUGUUUCUACACAGAUGCAAGUGGAGAUUGAAAGUGAUGAGCUACAGCAGUCAGAAGCUGUUGCAACAGAUCAGCAGGCUAUUUUAGAGUUAGACCAGCAGCCAGUAGUAGGCACAGAAGAAACAGCACUAGAACAACAAUUGGCUGAUCAGCCUUUAGAGCAAGAUGAGGAUAGAUUUGUGACAUCCCAGCAUGCUUUACAGGAAAACAUCACUCAGUUUGAACAACAAGCUAUAACACAGCAGCCCUUUGAUCAACAGGGCUUAUCACAAGGUUAG
Fulmarus glacialis (Northern fulmar) is the source of this 2367-nucleotide messenger RNA. RefSeq names its product zinc finger protein 236-like. The record is from RefSeq and is a predicted model, not a curated record. NCBI's taxonomy places the organism in Eukaryota, Metazoa, Chordata, Aves, Procellariiformes, Procellariidae. The transcript has 13 exons. Gene Ontology annotation, biological process: regulation of transcription by RNA polymerase II. Gene Ontology annotation, cellular component: nucleus. The annotation marks the transcript as partial. Gene Ontology annotation, molecular function: RNA polymerase II cis-regulatory region sequence-specific DNA binding; DNA-binding transcription factor activity, RNA polymerase II-specific.